GGUUGUGGGCUUCUAUAGUUCUAGCCGUUGCGUUUCUCUCUCUCUCUCUCUCUCUCUCUCUCAUAGGAACAUACGCUCCCUGUUCCGCUUUCUCUCUCUACCCUCACACUUAGAUUAGAGUACAAAUGUCUCUUUUUCGAUUAAGCAUUCCAAAUCCCAACCCCUUUUAUAAACCCUAAUUGGUUCCGUAAUACUCCACUUGCGUGAAGUCUCAAUCUUUCUGUUGAAAGACUAAACCCUAACCAUUUUUUUUUUUCACAUGAAAAAAUGGUAAAUUUCCCAAUUCUUUGAGCUGAAUUUCAGCAGUGAAUAAUUGAUUGGUAACAUCACAGGAUCAAAAUUUCGGAAGAAAAUGGCAGAGCUGGAUCCAUCCAAGAAAGUAGCUGAUAGGUAUCUCAAGCGUGAGGUUCUUGGUGAAGGUACCUAUGGAGUCGUUUACAAAGCCAUUGAUACACAGACGGGGCAGACGGUUGCGAUUAAGAAGAUUCGGCUUGGUAAGCAGAAAGAAGGGGUGAAUUUUACAGCACUUCGAGAAAUAAAAUUGCUCAAAGAACUCAAAGAUCCAAAUAUUAUUGAGUUGAUUGAUGCAUUCCCACACAAAGGGAACUUGCAUCUUGUGUUUGAGUUCAUGGAGACUGACCUUGAAGCUGUGAUACGGGACAGAAAUAUUUUUCUUUCGCCGGGGGAUAUAAAAUCUUACCUUCAGAUGACACUAAAAGGUCUUGCAGUUUGCCACAAGAAAUGGGUUUUGCAUAGGGAUAUGAAACCAAAUAACUUGUUGAUAGGGUCUAAUGGACAGCUAAAACUUGCAGAUUUUGGUUUAGCACGGAUAUUUGGAAGCCCAGAUCGCAGGUUCACACAUCAGGUAUUUGCUCGGUGGUACAGAGCACCCGAGUUAUUAUUUGGUACCAAGCAGUACGGGGCAGGGGUAGAUGUUUGGGCUGCAGCUUGUAUUUUUGCUGAACUACUUCUUCGUCGUCCCUUCCUCCAGGGUUCAAGUGAUAUUGAUCAAUUAGGGAAGAUUUUUGCAGCAUUUGGAACCCCAUCACCUGCUCAGUGGCCUGAUAUGGUAUAUCUUCCUGACUAUGUUGAAUACCAACAUGUUCCUGCUCCACCUUUGCGUUCUUUAUUUCCAAUGGCAAGUGAUGAUGCUUUAGAUUUGUUGUCAAAGAUGUUUACAUAUGAUCCGAAUGCUAGAAUUUCAGCUCAGCAGGCAUUAGAACAUAGGUAUUUCUCUUCCGCACCUCUGCCUACAGUUCCAGAGAAGCUUCCAAGACCUGCCCCUAAGAAGGAAUCUAAAGCUUCAGAUGUCGAUUCACAGGAUGGUCCUACUGUGUUAUCACCUCCAAGAAAGUCGAGGAGAAUUAUGCCGGGGCGUGAUGGAUUUGAAGGAAAUUCUUUGCAGGAAGAUAAGUUUGAUGACAAUGCCGGUAAUUUCCGGCAAACAGUAGCUGAUAAUACAGGAAAGAAUGGGCCAGCACCGAUGUCACUAGAUUUUUCUCUCUUCGGAUUAAAACCUCCUAAUAGACCUACAAUUACAAGCGCUGACAGAUCGCAUUUAAAAAGAAAAUUAGAUUUGGAAUUCGGCAACCAGAAUGACUAAUCCAACUUGACCAACAUAACGAGUGGUCCGAUGAAUUUGAGGACAUGCGGGGAAUGUAAAUCUUUUGAUUGUGUUGUUCUUCCUCGAAUCUGCCUACUCCAUAUGAAGCUACUACUGAUGUGUAGAUGUUUCCGAGAGUGAAGAAGUAGUAGUGGCAACACAGAAGAUUAGCAUCUCACUAUUGUAGUUCAAAGACAAAAUAACUAUUAUAGGGGAAAAAAUGAUUGUUUUAUAAUAACCAUAAUCUCUCUGUAUUUUAGUUCUUAAUUCUUUUGUCCACGGAAGGCCUUGAAUGUGAGGGCAUUUUCUUGAGCCCUUGCUUUAUCUGAAUGGAAAACACUAAUUUGUUAUAUUCAAUAUAAAUGAAACUAUUGUUGUUUCACAUACUUUUUGUAUCGA
Molecule: messenger RNA, 2002 nt
Organism: Arachis stenosperma
Lineage: Eukaryota; Viridiplantae; Streptophyta; Magnoliopsida; Fabales; Fabaceae
Product: cyclin-dependent kinase D-3
Exons: 7
Coding region: 353-1603 (416 amino acids)
Biological process (GO): protein phosphorylation; positive regulation of transcription by RNA polymerase II
Cellular component (GO): nucleus; cytoplasm; transcription factor TFIIK complex
Molecular function (GO): RNA polymerase II CTD heptapeptide repeat kinase activity; ATP binding; cyclin-dependent protein serine/threonine kinase activity
Source: RefSeq, a predicted model, not a curated record